AUGGACCCAGUGCAAAAAGCUGUCAUAAACCACACAUUUGGCGUGUCACUUCCUCUAAAGAAGAAACAAGUCAUCUCCUGCAAUGUGUGUCAACUUCGCUUUAAUUCUGAUAGCCAGGCUGAGGCCCACUACAAAGGAAGUAAACAUGCCAAGAAAGUCAAAGCACUAGAAGCAACGAAAACUAGACCAAAAGCAAGUGCUUCCAAGAACAGCGCAAUGACUAACUUGAACGGCUCUGCUACGCCGGUCCCGGCCAACAUCUCUAACAAAUCAGAAGAUAGGGCAAUUCUGAAAGCUAAUGACUCUAGCCAACUUUCAAGGGCUGAAGCGGUCACCUUUAUAUCCGAGUCUGCCAGUGCAGCAGCAGCAGCAGCAGCAGUAGCAGCAGCUACAGUAACCACACCUUUGUGGCCAGUUUCUUCCAAGAGCACAAAUGGGACUACAAUUGCCAUUUCCGAAGAGGAGAAAGCCAAAAAAUUACUGUAUUGUUCAUUAUGCAAAGUGGCUGUGAAUUCUUUAUCUCAGUUAGAAGCACACAACACAGGUUCCAAACACAAGACAAUGGUUGAAGCUAGGAAUGGUGCUGGUCCAAUUAAAUCUUAUCCUCGGCCUGGAUCCAGAUUGAAGACUCAUGGAACUAGUAUGGGUUCGGGACUACAGAACAAAACUUUUCAUUGUGAGAUUUGUGAUGUCCAUGUCAAUUCAGAAAUUCAACUUAAGCAGCACAUUUCUAGCAGGAGGCACAAGGACAGAGUUGCAGGGAAACCUACAAAACCGAAAUACAGUCCGUAUAACAAACUACAGCGUAAUCCAAACAUUCUAGCAGCAAAGCUGGCCUUCCAAAAAGAUAUUCUUAAGCCUUUGGCACCUGCCUUUCUCUCUUCUCCUCUGGCUGCUGCAGCUGCGGCUGUAUCCACAGCUCUGACUCUCCCACCACGACCUUCUGCGGCUCUCUUCCAGGCUUCUGCGAUACCCACAGCUCUCCUAAGGGCAGGACACGGGCCUCUCCGAGCUACUCCAGCAUCUAUCCUCUUUGCUCCCUACUGA
This is a messenger RNA of Protobothrops mucrosquamatus (brown spotted pit viper), 1047 nucleotides long. It is a transcript of the gene ZNF385B, whose product is annotated as zinc finger protein 385B. The record is from RefSeq and is a predicted model, not a curated record. The transcript has 7 exons. Gene Ontology annotation, molecular function: nucleic acid binding; zinc ion binding. Gene Ontology annotation, cellular component: nucleus. Lineage: Eukaryota; Metazoa; Chordata; Lepidosauria; Squamata; Viperidae. The coding region runs from base 1 to 1047 and encodes 348 amino acids.